Manis pentadactyla (Chinese pangolin) is the source of this 6951-nucleotide messenger RNA. It is a transcript of the gene FBXL18, whose product is annotated as F-box and leucine rich repeat protein 18. The coding region runs from base 118 to 2271 and encodes 717 amino acids. Lineage: Eukaryota; Metazoa; Chordata; Mammalia; Pholidota; Manidae. Gene Ontology annotation, biological process: SCF-dependent proteasomal ubiquitin-dependent protein catabolic process. Gene Ontology annotation, molecular function: protein binding. The record is from RefSeq and is a predicted model, not a curated record. Gene Ontology annotation, cellular component: SCF ubiquitin ligase complex. The transcript has 5 exons.
CCCCCUGCCAGGGUCUCUGUAGAGUAGCGGACGCGCCGGCUUUGAGCAUCCCUGGCGCAGCAGGCGGGAGGCCUCGGGCCUGCGGCGACGGCGACCGCAGCUUUGCCCGCCCUCGGCAUGGCCAGCUCCGGAGAGGACACGUUCAGUGAUGGUGAUGCACCCCCUGUGUCGACCACAAUGACGAGUGGUGCCCACUUGCUGGGCUUCUCAGACGAGAUCCUCCUGCACAUCCUGAGCCACGUGCCCAGCACAGACCUGGUUCUCAGUGUGCGGCGCACCUGCCGGAAGCUUGCAGCGCUCUGCCUGGACAAGAGCCUAACCCACACAGUACUGCUGCAGAAGGACUAUGAGGUGAACGAGGACAAGGUGAAGCAGCUUGUGAAGGACAUCGGCCGGGAGAUCCAGCAGCUCAACCUGGCCGGCUGCUAUUGGCUGCCGGGCUCCACCAUCGAGCACGUGGCCCGCUGCCGCAGCCUGGUGAAGGUGAACCUCUCGGGCUGCCACCUGACCUCCCUGCGCCUCUCCAAGAUGCUGUCAGCCCUGCAGCGCCUGCGCUCCCUGGCCAUCGACGUGAGCCCAGGCUUCGAUGCCAGCCAGCUGAGCGGUGAGUGCAAGGCCACGUUAAGUCGCGUGCGGGAGCUCAAGCAGACGCUGUACACGCCCUCCUAUGGCGUGGUCCCCUGCUGCACGAGCCUUGAGAAGCUGCUGCUCUACUUUGAGAUUCUGGACCGCACUCGUGAGGGUGCCAUCCUCUCAGGCCAGCUCAUGGUGGGCCAGAGCAAUGUGCCUCACUACCAGAACCUGCGGGUCUUCUAUGCCCGCCUGGCCCCUGGCUACAUCAACCAGGAGGUGGUGCGGCUCUACCUGGCUGUGCUCAGUGACCGCACACCUGAGAACCUGCACGCCUUCCUCAUCUCUGUGCCUGGCAGCUUUGCUGAGAGUGGGGCCACCAAGAACCUCCUGGACUCCAUGGCCCGCAAUGUUAAGCUGGACGCCUUGCAGCUGCCCAAGGCCUGGCUCAAUGGCUCAUCCCUCCUCCAGCAUAUGAAGUUCAACAAUCCCUUUUACUUCAGCUUCAGCCGCUGCACCCUGUCCGGUGGCCAUCUGAUCCAGCGGGUCAUCAAUGGCGGGAAGGACCUCCGGAGCCUGGCCAGCCUGAACCUCAGUGGCUGCGUCCACUGCCUGUCCCCGGAUGCCCUGCUCCGCAAGGCAGAGGAUGAUAUCGACAGCAGUAUCCUGGAGGUGCUUGUGGCAUCCUGCUGUAACUUGCAGCACCUCAACCUCUCGGCCGCCCACCACCACAGCUCCGAGGGCCCGGGUAGGCACCUGUGCCAGCUGCUGGCCCGGCUGCGCCACCUGCGCUCCCUGUCCCUGCCCGUCUGCUCUGUCGCCGACUCUGCGCCACGGGCUGACCGUGCUCCUGCCCAGCCUGCCAUGCACGCUGUGCCCCGUGGCUUUGGCAAGAAGGUCCGUGUCGGCGUGCAGUUGUGUCCCAGCCCCUUCUCUGGGCAUGCGGGCCCUCAGCCCUCCUCCGUGUUCUGGUCUCUGCUGAAGAAUGUGCCCUUUCUGGAACGCCUCGAGCUGAUUGGGUCCAGCUUCUCCUCUGCCAUGCCUCGCAAUGAACCCGCCAUCCGCAACUCCCUUCCGCCCUGCAGCCGGGCACAGAGCGUUGGGGACUCAGAGGUGGCCGCUAUCGGCCAGCUGGCAUUCCUGAGGCACCUGACAUUGGCCCAGCUGCCCAGUAUCCUCACGGGCUCCGGGCUGGUCAGCAUCGGCCUGCAGUGCCAGCAGCUCCAGUCCCUUUCUCUGGCCAACCUGGGCAUGAUGGGGAAGGUGGUCUACAUGUCUGCCCUCUCAGACAUGUUGAAGCAUUGCAAGCGGCUGAAGGACCUCAGGCUCGAGCAGCCCUACUUCAGCGCCAACACGCAGUUCUUCCAGGCGCUGAGCCAGUGCUCCGCGCUGCAGCGCCUGUGCCUGGUCUCCCGCAGCGGCACCCUGCAGCCCGAGGCCGUGCUGGCCUUCAUGGCCCGCUGCCUGCACGUCGUUGUGUGCCACAUGUUCACCGGGGAGUCACUCGCCACCUGCAAGAGCCUGCAGCAGACCCUCCUGCGAAGUUUCCAGGCCGAGCGGCCCGCGUUGAACGUCGUCAUCUUCCCUCUGCUCCAUGAGGGCCUGACUGAUGUUAUCCGGGACGUCCCCAUGGUGCACCUGGAUGAGAUCACCUUAUUUAAAAGCAGAGUGGCUGAGGAGCCCCCAAACCUGUGGUGGUGACAGGGACAGCUAGCCCUGGCCUUCUGCCUGCCGCCCACUAUCUCUGUCAGUCUCUGUGGCAAGGAGGCAGGGCUGCCCUGGACAGGCAUGUGGCCUCCGGCCCCUGCUUCGGCCACCUCUACUCCUCGCUGCCUGUCUGAAGACCUCCGGAGCCUGCUGGGCACCAGGACCCCUUGGUGGGUCACGAGGAAGGAGGCCCCCUUCCCGGCCAUCUGGCACCCCCACCUGGCCUCCCCGGGGGCUUCUGAGGCUUCCUCUCCUGAGGACUCGUCGCUCAGUGGCGUUUGGGUUCAGAUGGUGAGGAGCACGAGGUGAGAGAGCCCGCUGUCGGGUGUUCUGGGGCCUGGCCCUGGGUGUUUUUGAACUGCCAGGUUCCCACAAUGCCACAGGCCCAGUGCUGCUCCUCGCCUUAGCCCCUGGGAGUCCCUUUGCUCACCUGUUCCUGGUCGCCUGCCCCGAACCCCGUGGAGGGGAGCCUGGGACUGGGGCUGGCUGUGCACACAGGAGACGUGCUAACCCUAGACGACAUCCACACUGAGCAUGAUGGGAGGCCGGUGGCCGCGUGCCAAGAGCCCCUUUCCUCAGGCAGCCGUGAAUGAGGAGCCCACAUCGCAGAUUUGGGGCUUUCCUUGCCAAUGAGACACGUUUUAACCUGGUUACAUCUCUGAUAUGUUUCCAGCCGGAUGAUGUCAGAGAAGUUAAGGACCACUGGCCAGGCAGGGUCGCCCCUGGGACUGGGAUUGCUGGUCGGGGCCCAGGAGUGGGGCCUGCUAUGGUAGUUGAUGGAAUCCAGCUUUAGGAAUUGUGAGGAUCUGUGUUUCUGGGGAAAUAUAGGUAUCCCUGGCUUCAUUACAAGAACUUGAAAUAUUAAAACCCAGAAAGAAUGUUUAAGGCCAGAGUAGUGGUCUAAGUACCAUUUCAGAUAGCUUUAUUUAGCACUUUAAAAAAGUUAAACACAGCUUUUCCAAAAAUGAGAACUGCCUCCCAGUGUCCAGGGCCUAGCCCUUUGCUGAUCCCACUGCCUCUGUCUGCUCAGCUGUGACCCCCAGAACCACCAUCCCUCCAUCCCCUUGGCUGGUCGGCUUGGGGGGCCAUGGGUGGGUUCCCUCCACCUGGAGUCCUGACCCGGCUGCUCUCAGAAGUGCUCCAGGAGGUUUCCCAGGAAUGUUGGACAUUAUCAGGGCCACCUUGGUCUCCAAAGAGGCCUGACCCCAGCAUCCCCGUGGGGCUGUGCCUCUCACCCUGGCCUCCCUCACUCUCUGGGCUGAGGGUGUGGAGCCCACCAGGCCCUGCUCUCACUCCUGGUGCCUAUCCUAGCUCUGUGGCCCCUGACCCACCUGUCUGCCUACUGUUCCCAUGGUGACAGUCGCCUGAUCUGUAGCAUGUCCUGUCAUUUACCUAUUAAAGCACCUGUGGCCCUGGGCAUACAUUUGCCUGCCCUUCCCUGGGUUCUCAAGGGGCAAACAGUUCAGCAGCCUCCUACCCCCAGGCCAAGGGGGUCCAGGAGGCCUCCUGUUGGUGGCUGUAGGAACCGAGCACUCCUGGGGUCAGGCCCUGAAGGAACCCAGUGUGGCAGAUCCAUGGUCCCGAGGCUCUGGCUCUGCUGGUCUCCCCUGAUUGAGUGGCCAGGGUGUCUGCAGGCUAGAGUGGGGAGUGCCCUUCCCCUCUCCCCAGUUUUCUGGCUGUGGGUGCGGUUAGCUCUGCUCUGGAGCAUAAGGGUCCCUCUCCCUGCCCUGGGCUGCACCUGGCGGCUCUUCAUCUCCUGGCCAGGCUGGUCUGCAGGCUUCCUCCAGGUGAAUGGAGGUUACCUUCGAGGUCCCAACUCAGUCUGAGAGCCACAACCUGGGUCCCAUCUCUUCCUGGCCUUGCAGGCUGAGGGGUGGGCUGCCUUGGGCCCCAGGGAGUCAGGGCUGGGGUCCCUUUAGGGCCACACAGCUGUGGAUAAGGGUCUGAGGGGCUGUGGGAGCACCUUCCCACCCCAGUUUCUAGACAUCUCCUUCAGAUGGUUUCUGGAGACCACCAGGCAAGGGUGCUGGGAAGGGGGUAUGGGGACUGUCCUCAAAACAAAGGUGUGACCUGUUGCAGCCUGACUGGGAGGGGGAUGUAGCCCAGGAGCCAGGCAGUUGGCCUGUCUGGCCCCAGGGUCCCCAUGGGCCAGGCCAUGUCUACGCUUGGGGGCUAGGGUAGUUCUGGUUACCUGUCUCCAUCCUUUCAGAGCAACCUGCUCUUUGGCCAGGGAAUUAUCUUCUGCUGGGAAUUUACCCAGGGUCUGUGACUGUCCACACUCUCACUCGAUGGCCUGUUCUCAUGAGCAAGCAGUUUUCACCAGCAAAAUUAUUUAUGCCAGCAAGUAGGGCUGGGAGGUGCCAUUCAUAAGAGGCUGGGGGUGUGAGCUGCCUUGGAAAGCAGCUUCCAAACAGUGGACCCUGCAUUUUUAGGGUCCCCUGCAACCAUCCUUCUACUUAGAGCAAGAAUUUCUGCUGCUUCCACACCCAAGACAGGAUUCACCAGAUGUUAAUAAUGUGCUUAUUCUUGCUAAGUGCUGUUUUGGCACCGGUGUUAAUUGCAAUUUAUAUUCUGCAUCAUUUUUUGCUGGGGAAAGAACCCACCCUAAAGGUCCCCAAUUGGCAGAACUGGGCUUUUAAGCAGCGAACCAUAUGCUGCUGCCGAGAGGGGCCUGGGCAGCACUGGGGCCUGCGUGUGUGUGUGCAUGGUGCCUGGUGCGUGUCUGGGUGUGUGCACACGAAUGUCUGCUGUGUACAUGUGCACAACUGGUGUGAUUGUCUUAUGUAUGUAUAUGCAUGUGUGUGCAUGUGCACAUGUAAGAGACACACCACCACACGGGUAAGGGGGGAUGGGAAGGAGGAGGGAGGGAUCAGGGCAUUUAUCCCUGUGUGAAAGGAGAAGCCCCUGAGCCCCCAGCUGCCCUCCUGCCAUGCUCCACCCGAUCCUUUCGGUCCUUUGGCUCUACCUGCUCCGGGCUCCAGCUCUGCUGCCACACUGCCGUGCAGCCUGGCCACAGGUCUGAAGUGCUCCCCAGGGGAGGAAGCUUGAGCCCAAGGAAAGCAGAGCCCUGCAGGCUCCCUGCUUUGCUAUCUGGCUUUUCUCAUUUUCAUGAGCAAGUUUUUUUUUUUUCUAGGCCCAAGGAGGCUGGAUUAGGGACACUUUGUCUUGUGAUGAGGGUUUUAUUCCUGUGUGUCCGGUGCCCUUCAGGGGCCAGAGGGACACAGAUCUUAGCCCAUUUGCGCUUGCUGGGAGGUUUCUUCCUGUCGUGAUCCCUGGGACUGACCCUCCCCCCACCCCCCAGCUCUGCAGGGCUGGUGGUUGAGGACGGCACUCUCUUAACUGGCCCUGUGCCAGGAGGCGCUGCAGGCCACUAGGUGCAGAUGGAAGUGUGGAGGCCUGGCUGGGAAAGCUGGGCCAGGGGAGCAGGGCUGCGGGAGCUGAGGGGUCUGGGCCUCUGUUGGCUGAUGACAGUGUGAAACCAGUACAGGCAGCCUGUGACCCCUGGGCAGGUGGAGGUUCCCAAGACCCCUUCCUUCUGCCUGGCAAGAUGGCACCCUGCCCUGUGGACAUGCCCUGGCCUCUCAGCUGCCAUGGGGCUCAGGCAGCCCCUGCUUCUCUUGCCCUUGUUAAUGCACUCCUUUUCAAUUUGAAAAUUGCUGAGACCUUGUAAGAAAAAUAGUGAGAAAUAAAUUAGUGGAUUAAGACACACCAUGGCUGUUGGCAGUGUGUUUCAGCCAUAAACCUGAGGCGAGGGAGAUGGAGACCUCCUGUGGGUAUGAUGGAGACAUGACGGGGUGCAGGUACACUGUGGUUGUGGCCUCAUCCCUGAGCACCCCCAUCCCCCAUCUAUCCCGUCCCUUUGCCAGAAAAGGGACCAGAUUGUACAAGAGGGCACCCCUUGUGAUGGUCAUUGGCCUCAUCUGUGUUCAGGGCACAGGCUUCUAAUUAGAAGUUUCCAAGACUGGGCUUAAUGAACAAAUACCCACAGAAGUUAAAAAAAUUGUCCCACACAGGCUGGCCAGUGUUGUCCAAAUGUUCCUUUGUAAAGCCCUUUCAAAACCUACCAAAGUGUGGGUUUAGCACUAAUGUCACAGGGUCAGGGCACCUGCUGCGUCCCACUCCAGGCCAGCUGGUCCGAGGGAAUGUGGAUGAUCCAGGGCGGCUUGUCAGCCGCAUGUCAUGUUGUCACGGAGUCGAGGCCGGGCCCUGGGAGACUGGUCAGAGCAGAAGCUGCUGCUCUGUUCCCCCUGGGGGCCUGGCUUCCUGCUGACCCCAGUGGUGUGAGCUGAGGCCUCCCUGCUGUGCUCCUGGCUGGCCAGUGGCCAGGGGUCGGGGGGUGAGAGGUAGUUUCAGCAGGUGUGCAGUGGGCACUGACACCAGGCUGUUGGCCCCAGCGCGGGCUGCCCCUCUAAGCACUGGCUGUCCACAUGGCGCUCUAGCUCCAAACAGCUGGGCUCAGCAUGUUAUUAAGGGGUAGGGGUGCAUUCGCCUGGGGGUCUCAUGGUAUAUGGUGACCAGGUGCUAAAUGCUCUCCCUUUCCAUGGCAGACCACCUCAUCUGUCUGGUGAUGCUCACUCCUGAAUUUUGUGUUCAAACUACAUUUUGAAUGGGUAUUUUCAUGUAAAUAUGUGGCAUGUGAAAAAUUUCAAAUAAAGUGGAUGAUUUAGAAAACCA